CGCGAAGGUCACACUUAUCACCUCGCCCCAGUAUGCGAAGUGAAAGAUGUCUACAUAAACUAGUUGUCUGGUUUGUAAGGGAACAUUCCCAAGAUACGGCUGUAUAAAACAUGUUGUCUGAAAUACCAUUGGUAACGCUACUGUUUGGCAUUGUGGCGGCAGGAAAUUCAGUAGAAUCAAGAUCCGAUACGCUCACAGAUCGUAUUGAAAAUGAACACGCAAUUAAAAUCGAAAUAGACGCUGCAGUAAGGAAAUACACAGAACCGUUGCUGCAAGAAUUAGAAAAGCUGAAUGAGGACACCAGGAAAGAGACUGCAGUCUUACGUCAAGACUUGGAUACGCUUAAACAAGAGAAUGCUCUUUUAAACGAGAGAUUUCACACAACCAAAGCCGAAAACGAAAAACGUCAACAUCAUCUUUUGUCAGUCGUGGAAUACAUUGGAAUGAAUCAAAAGGAUACCAUCAAAUCCAGAAAGAAGCGACAACCAAUCGAGGCGGUGGCUUUCCAUGCUUAUCAAAAUAGUGACAAGUGCAUCCACGACCUUCAAACAUUUGUGUACGACAAUGUCCUUAUCAAUGACGGAAAUGGAUAUUCAGCGAACGACGGCAUAUUCGACGCACCAGUGACCGGUGUGUAUGUGUUCACGUGGUCGGUUGCGGAUUUCCACGAUUGGUACGCCGCAGAAUUAGUCGUUAAUGGGAUGUCACGUGGGGCCACAAUAGCAGACAACGACAGCCAAGACAUCGCUGUUGGAACGGCCGUUGUGGUGGUCCAUGUACAGGCGGGUUCGCAUGUCUUUGUGCGCCGAUCGGGUGGAGGCGGUUGUAACGUACUUAACAAACCUGGUUCGGCGACGAAUUCAUUCUCAGGAUGGCUGCUUUAUAUUACAGAACCAUGAUAUCACAUGCAAUGUUCAAUGUCUAUAUCAUUCACAGAAACAAAAUCAAAGCACAGUGGA
Messenger RNA from Dreissena polymorpha, 959 nucleotides. RefSeq lists its product as uncharacterized. The transcript is spliced from 3 exons. NCBI's taxonomy places the organism in Eukaryota, Metazoa, Mollusca, Bivalvia, Myida, Dreissenidae. The coding region runs from base 111 to 899 and encodes 262 amino acids. The record is from RefSeq and is a predicted model, not a curated record. Gene Ontology annotation, molecular function: protein binding.